AUGGACCGUUCAUCUCAUUUAUUCAACUCUUGGCACAUUGAACAUCUCAAGGGUUCAUGCAAGGGUGUGCUUCAUUCUGGUGGAAAAACUGCUAAUUUUGGAAUUUAUGAAGCUCACUGCUUAAACGACGUCGUUCCGCGACGAAAUCCUCAUCAAACGUCAGGAGGCCAAAACGACGCGUCGUACAACUCGUCUCCCAGGGAGUGUUACACUCCAAUCCCGUCCUUCUCCAUCCACCACACUGAAACACCAAAUCGCAACGACGUCGUUCCAGCAACCACCGUGUCCAAACCCUAG
Molecule: messenger RNA, 297 nt
Organism: Sphenostylis stenocarpa
Lineage: Eukaryota; Viridiplantae; Streptophyta; Magnoliopsida; Fabales; Fabaceae
Source: the annotation of a GenBank genome assembly